AUGGUCAAGCCGGUGGUGUUUGAAGAAGCCUCACGCAAUCCAGAAUUGUACGGACUAAGGCGAUCGCACCGAGAGAGGAGUGGCCCUGCCAUUGUUGAGUCUGAGUCUGAGUCUGAAGAACUCAAACCUCGGAGAAAAAGGAAACAUGUUGCCGAUGAUUACGAUGAUGAUGAUGAUGAUGACAUGGAAGAGGAUGAUGAAGAAGAAGACGAGGCACAUGCCGACCUUGACGAAGACGAUGAUGAUGAUGACGAGUUCUCGAUCGAGAACAAGAGAAAGAAGCCAAAGAAGCUGAAUAGCUCUGGUACCAAAAAGAAAGCCAAAAAAGCCAAGCAGGAGGAUUUCAGAUCUGCAGUUCAAGAAGUGCGAUUUUCCACCAGAAAUAAUAAAGCUGUCAACUAUUUAGUUGACGACGGCGAUGAUGAUGAUUUGCUCGAGUCUGCUCUGGACGUCGGUGAAAACGACGACGACGACGACGACGACGACGAGGCCGAGGAAAACGGCAAUUACUAUUACUACCAACAGGCAAUCGAGCCGGAAAACGAGAGAGGCAUAGAUUUGGUGAUGGACCACAAGAUUAACCCCGACAAUGCCGAAAUCACCAACGAGCCAAAAUUAGACUAUUUGUUCAAGGUCAAAUGGACAGAUGCCUCGCACUUGCAUAAUACUUGGGAAAACUACAAGGAACUAAAAGAUUUCAAGGGCUUCCGAAAAGUCGAUAAUUACGUGAAACAAUUUAUAAUAUAUGACAAUGAGGUCAGAAAUGAUCCCUUGACUACUAAAGAAGAUAUAGAGACAAUGGACAUAGAAAGAGAACGCAGACGCGACGAACAAGAGGAAUAUACACAGGUGGAGCGAAUAGUGGAUAGUCAGCGAGUGGAGAACGAAGGGGAAAACAGACUAGAGUAUUUUGUCAAAUGGAAGAGACUAUACUACGAUGAAUGCUCUUGGGAAGACGCCGAGGAGAUUGCCAAGAUUGCACCUGCGCAGGUGAAAAAAUACCAGCAGCGGUUAAACUCAAAGAUUCUUCCGCACUUGUCUGCAAACUACCCCAUGACGCAGAGACCAAAAUUUGAAAAAUUGGUUAAACAACCAAUUUUCAUCAAAAAUGGAGAAUUGCGAGACUUUCAGUUAACGGGGUUAAACUGGAUGGCUUUCCUUUGGUCGCGAAACGAGAAUGGUAUCUUGGCGGACGAGAUGGGGCUAGGCAAGACUGUGCAAACGGUUGCUUUUCUUUCGUGGUUGAUUUACGCGAGACGAUACAAUGGGCCUCAUUUGGUGGUUGUUCCCUUAUCGACUAUCCCUGCAUGGCAGGAAACUUUUGAAAAAUGGUCUCCUGAUAUCAACUGCAUCUAUUAUUUGGGCAACGGGGAAGCAAGGAAAACUAUACGAGAUUACGAGUGGUACACUUUGUCUGGUAAACCCAAAUUCAACGUCUUGUUGACCACAUAUGAAUACAUUUUAAAAGACAGGUCGGAAUUGGGAUCAUUUAAAUGGCAGUUUUUAGCAGUUGACGAAGCCCAUAGACUCAAAAACGCCGAGUCGUCGUUGUACGAAUCGUUAAAGAGCUUCCGAUGUUCCAAUCGGUUGUUGAUCACGGGGACACCCUUGCAGAAUAAUAUCAAAGAGUUGGCUGCGUUGUGCAACUUUCUCAUGCCGGGCAAGUUCAACAUUGAGCAGGAGAUUGAUUUUGAAACACCAGACGAGGAGCAAGAGCAAUAUAUCAAGGACUUGCAACAGAAAAUCAAGCCGUUCAUCCUCAGGCGGUUAAAGAAAGACGUGGAGAAAUCUCUCCCUUCCAAAACAGAACGUAUUUUGCGGGUAGAGCUCUCGGAUAUUCAAACCGAUUACUACAAGAAUAUAAUCACCAAAAACUAUGCAGCUUUGAAUGCAGGCAACAAGGGUUCUCAAAUCUCCUUGUUGAAUGUGAUGAGUGAAUUGAAGAAGGCCUCGAACCACCCGUAUUUAUUCGACGGAGCAGAGGAUCGCGUACUCUCUAGCGCCGGCUCUAGCAGCAGGGAAAACAUUUUACGAGGUAUGAUUAUGUCCUCGGGUAAGAUGGUGUUGUUGGAACAAUUAUUGUCUAGAUUGAAAAAGGAAGGGCAUAGGGUGUUGAUAUUUUCCCAAAUGGUGAGAAUGUUGGACAUAUUGGGCGACUAUAUGUCAAUCAAGGGAUACCAGUUCCAACGGCUAGAUGGUGGAAUACCCUCGGCUCAAAGACGAAUUUCGAUAGACCAUUUCAACGCCCCCGAUUCAAAGGAUUUUGCAUUUUUGUUAUCGACGCGAGCAGGUGGAUUGGGGAUCAACUUGAUGACUGCAGACACGGUGAUUAUCUUUGAUUCCGAUUGGAAUCCGCAAGCUGAUUUGCAAGCCAUGGCCCGUGCCCACAGAAUCGGGCAGAAGAACCACGUGCUGGUGUACCGGUUUGUUAGUAAGGACACGGUCGAGGAACAGAUUUUGGAAAGAGCACGCAAAAAGAUGAUUUUGGAAUAUGCAAUCAUCUCCUUGGGCAUAACGGAUCCCAAUGCAAAGAAAAAUAGCAAGAACGAGCCAUCGGGUAAUGAAUUGUCGCAAAUUCUAAAGUUUGGUGCCGGGACCAUGUUUAAAGAAAAUGACAAUCAGCAGAAGUUGGAGAAUUUGAAUUUGGACGACGUGUUGAAUCAUGCUGAGGAUCAUGUCACUACUCCGGAAUUGGGCGAGUCCAAUCUUGGUUCCGAAGAGUUUUUGAAACAGUUUGAAGUCACGGAUUACAAGGCGGACAUUGAAUGGGACGACAUUAUUCCUCAAGAAGAGUUGAGUAAGUUGAAGGACGAGGAAAAAAAGAAGGCCGACGAACAAUUCCUUCAAGAGCAAAUUGCAAUGUAUUCUAGGAGAACUGCUGCCGUUCGUAAACUCGAAAACGGUUCAACCAACCCAAGUGACUACGAAGACAGCGGCGAAGAGCCGAGAAUGACUCAGAGGAGGAAAACAGCCACCGAUUAUCAAUUAUCCGAGAAGGAAAUAAGGGGAAUCUACCGCUCGAUUCUCAAGUGGGGCGACUUGACUGGCAAAUGGGAACAGUUGGUAGAAGAAGGUAGUAUCACGAAUAAGAAUCCUGUGUACAUUAAGCAUGCCUACAAUGAAAUUGUCAGCACUGCCAAGAAGUUGGUCAAAGAGGAAGAAAUCAGACGAGCAGAAGCGCUUGCCGAACUUGGACGCAAAGCCGAGGAACAGAAGAAGAACCCGGAGGCGGCCGAGGCCAACCAGACUGCAUUGUGGAUUGCCAAGAAGAAGGAGAAGAAAGCGGUACUCUUUGAGUAUCAAGGAGUGAAAAACAUCAAUGCCGAGAUUGUUUUAAACAGGCCAGUGGAUAUGAAGUUGCUUGAGAAAAUAAUUCCGAAAGACGACCCUUUGGUGUUUGAGUUGCCCCGACAGCCGAAAGCAGUGCAAUCGUGGACUUGCGACUGGACAGCCGAGGACGACAAUAAACUACUUGCGGGGGUUUAUAAGUUUGGGUACGGAUCGUGGACGCAAAUCAGAGAUGACCCGUUGUUGGGAUUGCAGAAUAAGUUGUUUUUGGAAACAGUAGCAACGACAAGGGGGGGCUCGAAUAGUGUAAAGACAGAAGCAAAGGAAGCGAAAGAAGGAAAAGAAGGAAAGGAAGGAAGAGAACCAAAAGAUGCAAAAGAAGGAAAAGAAGGAAAAGAGGCAAAAAGGGUUCCCACAGCCAUUCAUUUAGGAAGAAGAGUCGACUAUUUAUUCACCUUGUUACACGAGGAUAAAGAAAAUGGCAGCGGCACACCGGUGCACAAGCCGAGGGCUCGGAAGCAAGAACGCAUAACGGCCAACGGCAAAGGCAAAAAAACCCCGCGUUCUGCAACACCUGAGACAGCUAGCCGUCCAGUCAGACCAAAGGGACCAAGUCUGCAUCAAGCUCGCCAUCCAAAGCAUCCCAAAAAUGCAUCAAACAGUCCCAAGCUCGAGCACGGCAAAGAGCACAGCAAAGAGCACCGCCACGAGCACCGCCCACCAAAACAGAUUGACGUUGACGUUGAGUACGAGAGCAUGGACGAGGAGUCGUGCAAGUCGGCGUUGCACCCGGUCUCGAGAUCACUACACACGUUGCGCAAAGGACACCACGGGUUGGGCAAGCAAGAGUGGGCAAAAAUCUUGCGUCUGGAGUUGUUGAAUAUCGGAGGCCAUAUUGACUCGGAAGUUGCCAAAAUCAAGGGGAACGACAAGGCUGACACGUUGCAGAAGCACUUGUGGUCAUUUGCCGGGAUGUACUGGCCCAAAAAGGUUGCCAGUAAGAACCUCAGCACCAUGUACGAGCGACUCAAGGUGAAAACCGAAGCCGAGUAA
Molecule: messenger RNA, 4341 nt
Organism: Lodderomyces beijingensis
Lineage: Eukaryota; Fungi; Ascomycota; Pichiomycetes; Serinales; Debaryomycetaceae
Source: the annotation of a GenBank genome assembly